This is a messenger RNA of Miniopterus natalensis, 2591 nucleotides long. RefSeq names its product alpha and gamma adaptin binding protein (gene AAGAB). The record is from RefSeq and is a predicted model, not a curated record. NCBI's taxonomy places the organism in Eukaryota, Metazoa, Chordata, Mammalia, Chiroptera, Miniopteridae.
CAGCUAUGGCUGCGGGUGUCCCCUGUGCGCUUGUCACCAGCUGCUCCUCCACCUUCACUGGAGACCGGCUGGUCCAACACAUCCUUGGAACAGAAGAUCUUGUUGUGGAAGCGACUGCCAAUGAUGCCGUGAGAUUUUAUCCUUGGGCCAUUGAUAAUAAGUACUAUUCAGCCGAUAUCAAUCUAUGUGUAGUGCCGAACAAGUUUCUCGUCACUGCAGAGAUUGCAGAAUCUGUCCAAGCAUUUGUGGUUUACUUUGACAGCACACAAAAAUCUGGUCUUGAUAGUGUCUCCUCAUGGCUCCCCCUGGCAGAAGCAUGGUUACCUGAGGUGAUGAUCUUGGUCUGUGAUAGAGUGUCUGAGAAUGGUGUAAACCGACAAAAAGCUCAAGAAUGGUGUAUAAAACAUGGCUUUGAACUGGUAGAACUUAGUCCAGAAGAAUUGCCUGAGGAGGAUGAUGACUUCCCAGAAUCUACAGGAGUAAAGCGAAUUGUUCAAGCCUUGAAUGCUAAUGUCUGGUCCAACGUAGUGAUGAAGAAUGAUAGGAACCAAGGCUUUGGCCUUCUCAGCUCAUUGGCUGGAGCAAACCAUAGCAUUGGGUCAGCAGAUCCCUGUCACUCAGAGCAGCCCCAUUUGCCAGCAGCAGAUAGGACUGAAUCCCUCUUAGAUCAUCAGGGUGGUGCAGCAAACACAGCAGACGCUCAGGUUGAUAGCAUUGUGGAUCCCAUGUUAGAUCUGGAUAUUCAAGAAUUAGCCAGUCUUACUACAGGUGGAGGAGAUUUGGAGAAUUUUGAAAGACUGUUUUCAAAGUUAAAGGAAAUGAAAGACAAGGCUGCGACGCUGCCUCACGAGCAAAGAAAGUUGCAUGCAGAAAAGGUUGCCAAAGCCUUCUGGAUGGCGAUUGGGGGAGACAGAGAUGAAAUUGAAGGCCUUUCAUCUGAUGAGGAACACUAAGUUAUUCUUACUAGGGUUUGACUAACAAUGAUGUUAACACUCUCUGAGAUACUUUCCUAUCAACCCCGUUAUGUUUUGCUCAACUUUCCAUCAUCAUGUUGGCCGCCUGACUGUUCAUAGGAUCCCCCAAAUUUUAGUUUUUAGUAGAGAGUUAAGGAGGAGGUUUUUUCCUUCAGUGUAUUAUAAGGGAGUGAGGAGUAUGGUGACAGUAAGAAUUGAGAAUUUUUCAGAUAUGCUUUUUUUGUUGUAGGAAUGGGAGUGGAAUGAGAGGCUCAGAGGUCUGUGUGAUUUGCCCAAGUUAAAGAAGAAGAAAAGCCCUAAGCCACUCCUAGUCAGCCUUUUACGUAGCAUCCCAAGUUCACACGUGAUUACUGCAGAUCAGGAGCUUGUGCCACCUUUCCCAGGUGUUCUGGAUGUCCUGCUUCUGAGGAGCUUGCUGCCCUGAGCUUUGAUGCUUUUGGUGGGAAGAAAGGAAGCAGCUGCACAUUUGGUUUGUGCUAUAGUGUAGGUGGGGCCGAUGGCAGUGGCCCUCAGGUUAGUCGUUAGCUAAAAAACUUGCUCUGGGCAUUUCAGUUAAAAUACAGUGUCUGAGCUCAUGCUGGAAAGUAUGGAGAAGCCAGUGUGAAUUUUUAGAGUAUUAUAAAUGAGGCAAAGGUUUUCUUCUCUGGGAGAGAUAAAACAGAGCCCUUUUUCAAAGUUGGGGGGGAUGCAUGUGUGCAAAGGACAGAGAGGAAUGCAAGUAAUUCCCUACAGGGGCCCUUGAAAUCAUGCGGUCACAUACUGAGAUUUUGGCAUUACUGUUAUCAUGAAGAAACUUUUCUUCCUUAGAGUUCUCUUGAGAUGUCAGAGAUGUGAUGUCAUACUUUAUGCCCUCAAAACAAGGCAAGUUUCCUCCUUUGCUCUAAAAGACAAACAUAUCACUGUCAAAAUAGUAACACUAAGGAGUGAGGUGAGAAAGGAUGUGAAAUGUCAGGCAGUGAGUCCCUGAGUACCUUGUGUUACUUCCGGGGCUGAGGGGGUCAGCCCCAGGGGAACUGAUCACCAAAGGGAAAGUUUCCAGAGGAAAAGUGGGAAAUACACCAAAUAGACCAUCACUGUGGUGGUCACUGCAGGACACCAGGGCUGGAUGGUGCUGGCACAUAUGUUGAGAUCUGUUUCUUGGUCUAGUGUGCUCAGCAGCAGAAAUAAGUUUCAGACCCCUCUGUGCUCCAUCUCCCAAACACUGCAGAACUCGAGACAGAGGCAGAAGGAAAGGAAGGCUCAUGGUGCCAGGCCAGGGUGACCACAGGAGCAAAGAUUUCAGUGAUUGGAGCAUCCAGGAAGAGCUGUUUCAGGGAACUUUGGAGGUUGGCUUGCUUGGUGACUUUUUUUUUUUUUUUUUUACUAUUCUGAAGGAUUAUUGAGUCUAUAGUUUACCACCAUUCCAUCAGUGUUUAUUCGAGAUGACUGCAGACUGCAUCAGCUAGUCAUGAGGAAUGUAAGGGAAGUUGGCUCCUUGUUGCAAAAUGAAAGGUAGAACAUGUGUUUCUUAAAACAUUAGAAUUACAUGGUUAGAUAAAACAGACUAGAAAAAACUGUGAACUGAUUUUGUAGAUUAAACAAAGCCAGGUGAUUAAAAUGUGAUUUGUUUAUAAAGUC